Molecule: messenger RNA, 1389 nt
Organism: Corylus avellana
Lineage: Eukaryota; Viridiplantae; Streptophyta; Magnoliopsida; Fagales; Betulaceae
Product: UPF0481 protein At3g47200-like
Source: RefSeq, a predicted model, not a curated record
AUGGAAAAAUCAGCGAAUGCGGAAAUUCAAGAAGUGAUAAUAAAUGUGAAAAGUGAAAGGGAAGCAAACAGUCCAAGUGGAAAUGAAAGUCAAAAUGAAGAAGUUGAUGGAGAAGCAAAUGCUUCAAUCGGAAAUGGACAUCAAAACAGGGAGCUGGUAAAGGACAUCACACAAAUGCUCGAAAGCUCAGAGCCUCCCUUAUCACCUAAAUGUUGUAUCUACAGGGUCCCACUUGAUCUUCGCAACUUGAACGAAGAAGCUUAUACUCCUAAGGUUAUAUCAAUAGGGCCUUUUCACCAUGGUGUUGAAAGAUUGGAAGCCAUGGAAAAGCGUAAAGUGAGAUAUUUCAAGAUAUUUGUGGAAAAGGCUAAGCUAAACGUGGAGAAUUUAGUAAGCAUUAUAAGGGAUAGGGAAAAAGAUGUUCGUAGUUGUUAUUCAGAGAUUAGCAACCUUAGCACCGAUGAUUAUGUGAAAAUGAUCUUGUUGGAUGCGAGCUUCAUUAUUGUGUUUUUGCUGAAACGCGGGCAUGAAGAAUGGGCGGAUUGCGACAACUCUACAACAUUUACAGAACGGUUGAUGAUUGCUAUAUUUAAUGACAUAUGGUUACUUGAAAAUCAACUUCCUUUAUUUCUUAUUGAGGAAUUAUACAGCCUUGCAUUUCCAUCUCCCUCAAACUACCCUCUUUUCACUCAGCUUGCCAUUCAAUUAUGUGAAGAGUUGGUAACAGACUUUUUUUCGCCUCUAAAUGAACACCAUUUGUCUUCUUAUUCCAAUUUCCACUUCCUUGAUUUAGCAAGAACCAUUUCUUUGUCUCAAUCAAAAAGGCUACAAAAAAGAAGUAUUGGCAACAAAUUUUUGCGUACGUACAAUGCAAGUCAAUUGGUCGAUGCAGGAGUGAAGUUCAAGGUGGUCUCAAGUGAAUGCUUAUUUGACAUAGAAUUCACAAACGGAGUGCUAAAAAUACCAUGCUUAACAUUAUACAUUCAAACAGAGUCUUUAUUUCGUAACCUCGUAGCCUUGGAGCAAUGUCACUAUCAGUUUGAUCGUUAUGUUACCGAUUAUGUUUACAUAUUGGAUUUCCUUAUCGAUACUAACAAAGAUGUGGAUUUACUUGUGGAAAAGGGGAUCCUGGUUAAUACUUUAGGCGACAGCAAUGCAGCUACAACUUUGGUCAACAAGCUCAGCCAACAUACUUAUUUUAUAGUAAUGAACUCCGAUUAUUGUCGUCUUUGUGAAAAUUUGAAUACAUUCUAUAGUGUUCCUUGCCAUAAGUGGAAGGCUAUCUUGAGACGUGAUUAUUUUAGUACUCCUUGGAGAAUUGCUUCUACUGUAGCUGCUAUUAUCUUGCUAGUACUCACUUUCAUACAGACUGUACGCUCAUUCUACUGA